AUGGCAGAUGAGAAUGGCCGUCCGUUUGAAGGCAGUCAGUUGUUGCGCGCCCUUUUUCUAACCCCCCCUCAAUCCCCUGAAUACAAGGCCUCCUCCGAUCAAGACAAGCCGUAUCUAGUUUUCGGCACCGCGAUUGGAGUUGUGGAGGGGACCGUUAGCAUUCGGGACGCUCGACCGACGUGUACACCUCCCGGUGAUCUACGGGGCCCCGUCUUGGCGAUGGAGGAAAAUCCUCAAGAGUUCGCUUCAACGUCCAUGCGGUUUAAGGUAAUUCACCAUGAGAGCAUGUUUCGCCGUCGGGGCAAGCCUCUCGGACCCGCUCCGUUCGGUAGAGGCUUCGCCACGACCCAGGAGUACAUCCAAGAGCUAGAGCGAGAGGCAGACGAAGAGCUUGGCGCCGCUUUGGACGCGACGGAGCGCUUCGUGAACACCACGUAUUCCCCCGUGGUGCAGACGGGCAAACAAAUGUGUUCCUCGAGGCUAGUUCUCGAAGACCGAGUCACGUCGCUGUUUGCUUCCGCCUUUCAGCUAGACUUUCACAUUGAUCAGGUGAAAGGCUUGUAUCCGACUAAUCCGGCCGGCGAAGACCUUCCGGGAGUAGUGCUUUGUCUCGGACCCAGCUGGAGAUCAAUUGGGUCAUUUUUCCAGAAGGCUCUAGUGCUGCCGGCGCCAUCGGCGGACAACGUGGCCUCGCUCUCCCCGCUACAAACGUGGGAGUACGAUGAGAUACCCUGGAUGGAGGCGCUGAAUCCUAACGUCGACUGGAACGCGGUGGAGGAGGCGUAUCUUGUGAACGGUGCGGUGAAAAUCGUGCAUAUCGACGGGUUCUUCUCACAGAAAGCGCUAGCCGCCUUGCUCGACAUAGCCCACGGAUCGAGCAUCUUCGUCGACGUCAGGGAAAAUUACCUGGGGGCCUACCCCGGCGAAGGCAUGAGUCAUCCUCUCCUCUACCAGAUCGCCGAAGAAGCGGCGGUUCGCCUUCCGAGGAUCCUAGGACGUGACACUCCCGGCUGGCCACUGGCGCAGACGUGGUUCUACAUCUACGGAGGGAACGAUGGAGAAAGAUGCAUGCGCGGCAUAAGGGUGCAUGCUGACACCGCAGAAAUUAACUUGAACAUUUGGUUGACGGACGACUCCGCCAACCUGGGCAGCGUCGAGACGGACGACGGCGGAGGUCUGACGGUGUUCCACGCCAAGCCUCCAGGCGACUGGGGCUUCCAAGAGUUUAACCAAGACCCCGACGCCAUUCAAGCCUUCCUUGAAGCAAACGAUGCCGGGAACACUUCAGUCCCAUAUCGGCAGAACCGCGCCCUUAUGUUCGACUCCAUGCUGUUUCAUCAGAGCGACCCCUUCCGCUUCAAGAAAGGUAUUUUACGGCUUGCGACAAAGCUGCUUACGUGUUUUGGCAGCGUGCACAUCCGAGAGAAGGAACAAGCUAUCGUCGCACAAGAUUUAUUCAUUACGGACUGA
Messenger RNA from Ectocarpus sp. CCAP 1310/34, 1470 nucleotides. Lineage: Eukaryota; Phaeophyceae; Ectocarpales; Ectocarpaceae. The record is from the annotation of a GenBank genome assembly.